This is a messenger RNA of Cyclopterus lumpus (lumpfish), 1452 nucleotides long. RefSeq names its product MIS18 kinetochore protein A (gene mis18a). Gene Ontology annotation, biological process: chromosome segregation; CENP-A containing chromatin assembly. The transcript has 5 exons. The record is from RefSeq and is a predicted model, not a curated record. Bases 111 to 716 code for a protein of 201 amino acids. Lineage: Eukaryota; Metazoa; Chordata; Actinopteri; Perciformes; Cyclopteridae. Gene Ontology annotation, cellular component: chromatin; nucleus; chromosome, centromeric region.
CUCAUCUCGCGUUGUCUGAGUACCUCAGGGAUCUCCACUUCAAACCACCAACCACCCGCUUGAAUUCAAAACAGCUUUUUGCGAGAAACCUGGCAAAACUAGUAAAAAAAAUGGCGGCGAGAGAACAUUUGUUAAAACACCGAUCUAAAGUUGUUAACGACACGUUUGAGUUUAGUAUAGACUCGACUGCCGUCGAAGAAAAGUUGUUUGGCCAAGCAGAGGAGGACGAGGACGGGGACGACGGACCUGUGGUCUUCAUCUGCGGGAAGUGCAAGCUGCCUGUCGGGGAUUCAAUGUCGUGGGAUGGAAGUGAAGACGGACAAAACCAAAUACGAUUGAAGCGGGUCACUGACAACGUCGUGGUUGGAGAAGACACUCGCCUUCAUGAAGCGAGUAAACGAUCUCUCUGCCUGGUCGUGGAUCUAUUCUGUUGCGGCUGCCGCUCUGUGCUUGGAAUGGUUUAUGCAUCAACGCCUAAGAACCUCGACCACAAAAGAUUUACUUUCUGUUUCAACGUAGCAGACAUUGACAGCUAUGUGCUUGGCUCUGCAAGCCAGAUGUUGGCAGCAGAGGGCUCCAAAGAGCAGCCAGUCACACUGGAGUACAGAGGCAUGGUUGAACAACAGCUGACAGAGAUGAAAAUGCUGGUCAUGUCCAUGGCUCAGAGGCUGGAAGAGAUCGACGCUGGCCUUCCGGAGGGAUGCGAUGUGGAAUGACAAUGAUGACGACAACUUGUCUGAGUGGGUGCUCUGUCCAUGUGCUGAAUGGGACUCCUCGCCCCUUACCUUUUACAUUAAAGCUUCCUCCUCUAAGUUUCAUCUCAACCACAGUCCCUCAGUAAUACAUUUUGUCCUAGCCUCACCUUGUGCUCACACACACACACACACACAGAGCUUCCGUCCGCUCUGUCCUGAUUACCGAUGGUGAAACAAAGACUGCCUGCAAAUGUAAUCAAUCAUGUUGUCAGUUGUGCUCCUGUGGCUCACGGCACCAUCUUCUCUGUGUCUCGGUGCAGAGCGAAUGUACGCUGCAAGCAGAAUGUUUAUUUGUGCAGGAUUUCAUCAGGCAGACUGCACACUCAGCACAAUGCUGUAUUGAUCUGGCCACUCAAGGCCACACACACUUUUUCUUUGUUCUCUUCCUCGAGCAUGAAGCCUUAAAGGAUUGCUGAUAUAUUAUUUUCAUUGGCUUGUUGUGAACAACAUUUGAUCAAUAGUAAUGAAAAACAUGCUCUUUUAAUACUGGCUGCAUCCGAGUCAGGCAUGUUAUUGGCUUUUUUUUUUUCUCACUAAAGACCUUUCUGUCUUUUUUUAUAAAUAUUGUCAACAUUUUCUCACAAAUGGAUGUUUAUUUGCAUUCCUGAAUUUCUUGUUACAUUGACUCAUUACAUUUGUUUUGUUUAAUAGUUGUGAAGUUCUCUUAAUGUUUGUGUAAUAAAGUCUUCAAAAAUGA